AUGCUAAGAUAAGGUUUUAAUAUUCAUAAUAGGUAAGUUUAAAAGGCAUGUAAUUAACUAUAAUUAUCAAACCCUUAAUCAAUCAAAUAGUUUUAUUAAGCAUCAAUAAAACCUAGCCUUUAAUAAUUAUGCAGGGAUUUGAAUGUUAAAUAAUAUACAGAACCAAUAGAAGUUAUAUUAUUUAUUGAAUUUUUUAAUCAAGUUAAAGUUAAAGUUGAAUAAAUAAAGAAUAUGCGUAAUAACUUGGAUAUAUAACAUUAGAAUAUGGAGUCAUUAUUUGAAUAAAUUAGGGUUAGAUAAUAUGUAAAUUUUUUUGAUAGAGAAAGGGCUUUAGCGGUAUAAAUAUAAUUAUAUUAUUAGUAAAUUGAAAAUUAUAAAGCUUAAUUAGAAAAUUUUAAAAAAUAAGCCGAAUAAAUUUAGGAAUUGCAAAAUUUUAAUCAUGAGUACUAUUUGAAUGACAUCGUUUAAUAUAUGAAACGUUUAGGUUUAUUCAAUAAUAAUGAUAAUAACUUUUCCUUUUAACAUUAACAGGACCUUAGAAGAUACAUGAUGAAAAAAUAGAUUAGCACAUUCUUAUCAGAUAUGAUCUUCUAAGCCUUUAGAAACAGUUUUAAUUAAAUUUCUAUUUUGAAAUAAAAUAGAAAUUCGAUAAUAACAAACAAAUUAUUUUUAGCAAUUGAAGUUGAAAUAAUUGAUGAGAUUAAAAAGUAUCUUUAUGAAUCAAGAAUGUAAACCUUAGAGAAAAAGAUUGCUAAUUAAAUAUAUUGA
This is a messenger RNA of Paramecium primaurelia, 768 nucleotides long. Lineage: Eukaryota; Ciliophora; Oligohymenophorea; Peniculida; Parameciidae. The record is from the annotation of a GenBank genome assembly.